AUGAAUGUGGGUCAGCAAGUACCAAGCGACCCCAGGCUUAGCAUAUUCAGAUCACGAACCUGGUUACGAAAUUGCCUUCAACACCAUCAUAAGACCGGGUGCAAUUCAAAUCCCAAAGGCAUACCACAGUCGAUGCCAAAGAGGCUGCUGUUUCUGGGUAACACUCAAAAUCAAAUCAGAUUGGUCGAUGAUUUCGAUGGUGGUAUGAUACCUUACUUGGCUCUCAGCUAUUGCUGGGGCACAUCUCAAUAUCUCAUCACCACCUCACACAAUUAUGAGCAACAGCGGCGCAAUAUUCGUUGGUCCAGCCUUCCUGCGACAUAUCGAGACGCUAUCGAGUUCACUAGGGCCAUUGGAUAUCGGUAUCUAUGGAUAGAUGCUCUGUGUAUCAUCCAAGACGACAAGGAAGACUGGAACCAUGAAGCAUCCCACAUGGCAGAUAUCUACAGUGAAGCCGUCCUAGUCAUCUCAGCUGCAAACGCAAACCACGUAGGCUUUGGAUUCUUCCAUGAAAGACUCGGUUCGAGAUCGUUCAAAAACAAACUGAAAAGGGGACCAGAUGAGCCGACCCACGUCUUGGUGCAAGAGCCGACUAUUCACAGCAACAUCAUUGGAAACCCCGGAAUUGAAGAGCAAUGGCCCGUUUUCCGUCGAGCCUGGACUCUCCAAGAACGAAUGCUUGCAACGCGCCUGGUUCAUUUUACCACAGGUGAAAUCAUCUGGGAAUGCGCCAGUAUGUGCGCAUGUGAGUGCGGACAUCUGGAGGCUACCAAUGCGGUGACCUCUCGAAGACGAUAUGAUCUAUCGAGUCUCGAUCGGAUCAGUGACACCGAACGAGCCAAUCUCUGGGAUGAACUAGGGUUCUCAUAUCAAAAUAGAUUGAUCACCCAGGACAAGGAUCGCCUUUCAGCCCUCUCUGGUCUUGCUCACCGAUUCCAAAACGACGGAUUGGGUCAAUAUUUGGCGGGAUUUUGGUCAAAUUUUGCCAUCAGCAUGUUGCUUUGGGAGGUGAAAAAGGGACGGAAAGCUACCGAGUACAUAGCACCGUCCUGGUCAUGGGCUUCCAUCCAUGGGCGAUUGGCCCGCAAUGAUUCCAUUGAACCGAAUGAUCGGUUCGACGCGAUUCUUGAAGACUGUGGCUCCGAACCAGCGACCACCGAUCCCUACGGGCCCAUUCUCGAAGGGUCAGGGUAUGUGACGCUCUCGUCGCCGUGCAUCGACGGCAUGAUCGUCCGAAGUGACCGUAAUGGACAUCCCAUGGUUCAAUUGACAACAGAAAUCCAAGCGUUCCUCGUGAGCGACGUGCAUCUGAAGCAAACACAAAUCGGUGCCAGGGUCAAGUGCCUUUUCCCACGCGGUCUUGAAGCAGGUCCUUCUGGCCAGUAUAUUGAGGCGCUGGUCUUGAUAGUUUCGAGAAACAUGCAGGAUUAUGAACGUGUGGGCAUUGCUCACGUCCAGAAAUAUUCCCUCAAGAAUCAUCAAGAUCAUGGCCAUGAUAUACGUUUGGUCACACAGACAGUCAAGAUAUGUUGA
This is a messenger RNA of Rhinocladiella mackenziei CBS 650.93, 1533 nucleotides long. RefSeq lists its product as uncharacterized. The transcript has a single exon. The record is from RefSeq and is a predicted model, not a curated record. NCBI's taxonomy places the organism in Eukaryota, Fungi, Ascomycota, Eurotiomycetes, Chaetothyriales, Herpotrichiellaceae. Bases 1 to 1533 code for a protein of 510 amino acids.